UUUAGGAAGGAAGGAAAUAGGAAAGUAGUUUUGCAAGAAAUUAGGUUAAAAUUCAAAAAUUGAGAAAAGAGCCGUUGGGAGGAACUGGUCAAUGUGUGGUCAACGGGCAUGUGAAGGAAGCCUACAAGAACUUUUCUCUUUACUUCCUUGGUGUUCAAGACGAGAUAUUUGCCGUUGCCAUUGUUUCUAUUUUCUUCUUUUCUCCCUAAAAGCUCUUCUCUUUUUCUCUCUGUUGUUUUCUUUGCUCUCUGAAAAGUUGAUCAUCUUUGUCAGUCCGUGUGUUGUACUGUUUUGGUGUUGGUGUUGUUGUUGAUAUUGAGUUCUGUGAUGGCGGAUUGGGGUGGCGUUUACUCGCUGGCCCAUCAACAAUGGGUUUCGUCAGCUCCUCUGAUUCCUCUGGAUUUCCCCGAGAAGAAGAUGUCUGUGGGUUUUGCAGAUUGGAGAAAUCUUUACUUGCUGGCUGAGAUUUGUGAUCAACAACCAGAUUGGAGUAAUCUUUACUUGCUUGCAGACGUUUGUGAUCAACAACUUACUCCUCUGAUUCCUUUCAAUUUCCCAAAGAGAAAGAGGUCUCCGAUUUCUUCUUACUCAAAAACAACAACAACAAGAAGAAAGCCUCUCAUCUUCAAGGUUUCCCGAACUUCUUUUCUUGGCAAAAGGUGCCGCUUUAUAGUGGAUGAUGAUGAUCUUGAUGGGGAUGAUCUCAAGGGGAAGAAGAAGAUGAAGAUGAAGAUGAAGAUGAAGAUGAAGCAAACCAUCAAGGUUUCCCGAACUUCUCUUCUUGGCAAAAGGUGCCACUUUAUAGUGGAUGAUGAUGAUCUUGAUGGGGAUGAUCUCAAGGGUAGGAAGAAGAUGAAGAUGAAGCAAACCAUCAUCAUGGGUGGUUCUGAUAUUUUUUCCACCAGUAAUGGUGUGGUCGAUCACAGAUCAAAACACAAAGAGGAGACUAGUGCUGCAAGUUUUCAAACUGAAACUAACCCAAACCCUCCUAGACGUUUCAUGGAUCGCAUUCAGCAAUUGGGUGGGUCGGAGGUGAAGUUUUUGAUCCAGAAAACACUUUCUGUCACUGAUGUGAAAAAGGACCAAAAUAGGCUCUCAAUGCCCUUCAGUCAGAUUCACAGUGACUUUCUCACUCCACAAGAGAGGAUGUUUCUGAGCAGAAAAGAGGAUGAUGGAAAACAUUAUCAAGGAAUGGAAGUCAUGGUGAUAGAGCCUUGCCUUGACCAAUCCUCUCUUUGUUUGAAGAAGUGGGACUACAGAUCCUCCAGCUUUUCUUAUGUCCUUAUCAAGAACUGGUAUAAUCUUGUUGUCAACAACGGACUUCAGCCUGGAAUGGUGGUGCAGAUUUGGUCAUUCAGAGUUGAGAAUGCUCUCUGCUUGGCCCUUGUUAACCUCUCAUAAAGAGAGACCAGCUAUAUUAUGAUCUUUUCUUUGACAUCAAAUUUGUUUUCCUUCUUCUUCUAAUUGUAGAUAAUUCUUUUUCUUCGGAAGUGCUUACUGUAUAGAGUUCUUUACCGGAUAAUGAAUGUCUGUCUGUUAUCAUUCAUUUUCACUGUUUAUAUAUCGAUUAACAAAUUCAUUUUUC
This is a messenger RNA of Ziziphus jujuba (common jujube), 1585 nucleotides long. RefSeq lists its product as uncharacterized. The coding region runs from base 328 to 1401 and encodes 357 amino acids. The record is from RefSeq and is a predicted model, not a curated record. The transcript has a single exon. NCBI's taxonomy places the organism in Eukaryota, Viridiplantae, Streptophyta, Magnoliopsida, Rosales, Rhamnaceae. Gene Ontology annotation, molecular function: DNA binding.